AUGGAUAAGUUUAUCUUCCCUGCUAAUUUUGUGGUGCUUGACAUGGAAGAUGAUGAUGAUGUCUCCAUCAUCCUAGGCAAACUCUUCUUGGCCAUUGUAAGGGCUAUCAUAGACGUUCAAGAAGGAAUGUCCACUUUGAGAUCCACAAAAGGAAAAGCACUUGCCAUUCGUUGGUUAUUAGGGGCAUCUCGAAAACGUCCUGGUCGAGAUAUGACUUUCAAAUUAAGUUCCGAAUUAUUGGAUCUUGUCAAAGGGAGUGGCAAUGCCAUACGCGAAAAGGAAAAGACUCAUAGAAUAGCAGAGGCAAAUAGAGCUUUUGCACAUUUUCGUUAA
This is a messenger RNA of Abrus precatorius (Indian licorice), 333 nucleotides long. RefSeq names its product 30S ribosomal protein S7, plastid-like. Bases 1 to 333 code for a protein of 110 amino acids. The record is from RefSeq and is a predicted model, not a curated record. NCBI's taxonomy places the organism in Eukaryota, Viridiplantae, Streptophyta, Magnoliopsida, Fabales, Fabaceae. The transcript is spliced from 2 exons.